CACGCAGCACUUGUCGCCAUCAGUAAGAUACCGCCAUGUGAUAUGCCGGAUAUGGUGUCUUUUCUCACUCAUCCUGAGAACUCAAAAAUUCCCGAGCAGUGUCUCGGGCCGACUUUGCUCCUCGGCCAAGGGCCGAGACUCCUCUGCCGGGGAGUCGACGGUUGUUGGACCGACGCCUUUUUUGGGUCGGUCUCCCAUCAACUCGCUCACUCGUGGCUCGCCUUGCCUGCUUCAAGAUGA
This is a messenger RNA of Colletotrichum phormii, 240 nucleotides long. RefSeq lists its product as uncharacterized. The transcript has a single exon. The record is from RefSeq and is a predicted model, not a curated record. NCBI's taxonomy places the organism in Eukaryota, Fungi, Ascomycota, Sordariomycetes, Glomerellales, Glomerellaceae. The annotation marks the transcript as partial.